CUGCUUGCAUGACGGCAACGAUGGACAAGGCCAUUGCGCUCUCUAUAUUUGCAUCGUAUUUUCUCUUGAUUUUCUUUCUCUUUGGAGCUAUUAUCAAAGAUUUCUUUCGGACUACAUCUCGCACGGUCUCCGUCAGUAAAGUUUUAGUUUUUACUAUUCUGACCCUCGCGUCGUUUGGCCAUACAUGGUUCUACAUGUUUAAAUUUAUGUCGUGGAGUUUCUCGGAUUACGAACGCAUAGUCCCGCAUAGCACAGAAGCAAAAUCUUUGUUGGACCGUAUUUCAUCCUGGCUCGUGGACACCAAGCUUUUUGAGCAGGCUUGGGCUGCCGUAUCUUUUGGUGCAGUAAAUUGGUGGUGGAGCGAACAGUUAUGUUUGUUCACGGCAGGAUUUUGGACGGUUUUUGUUUUCCAUGAAAGUCGCCGAUAUGGCAUAAAAAAUGCAUGGGCGUACAUGCUUUUGGGUCAAGUCGUUGCAAUCUCCGUGGCCGCCAAUCUUUUCUAUCUUGCUAUUCUACUGUCACCACAAUAUUCGAAACCAAAGCAAAAAGGGGUCGCACCGUCUAUCUUAUGGGCCCCGGUCCUUUUUUCUCUUGUGAAUGUUUUCAUCAGCCCCUUCACGAAUGAGGAAACUUUCUUGCCGAAUCUCCUUACCAUGCACGCUGUGCUCAUGCUACCGCUUCUCUUGCCGCCUGCAGGCCACUCCUCCGCAAUUUCGUAUUCAUUGCUUUAUUCGAUCAUAUUGGCUUCUGCCGUAGUCAUGCGAUUGAAGACAACUUACCUUGCUAUAUCUGAAGGCGACUCUUUCCUGGCAUCUGUAUUCGAGACGCUACAUUCUCAUCCCGCUCAAUCUUCCAUUGGGUACGAUGUUGUAUGGACCACUAUCUCGUUUGUGGCGUGGGCGAGACUUGGUAUAAAACAUAAGGCCUCGGUUUUCUCCCUGGUCUCCGUGCCAAUUGUGUCCGCGGGCGUUAUUGCGCCCUACAUCACGCGUUUGAGUGUCGGACAGCAGGAUGAGAAAGUUUUAUAACAUCAGUUCCUUAGAAUAUCAUCCGUUUGAAUAUCGUACGGAAAAAAUGAAUAGUCCAAGAACUUCUUUUCCCACAUACUCGCCCUUGACUUUUGAGAUCCUCGCAACAAGCUUUGCUUCGCCGAUUAUGUGCCGUAUUGAAAUGAGAUGAGAUGGCAAUGUCAUGCAAGAGGAACGCUUGAGUUAUCUUUCAUUAAUCUCGUGUUGACCCUAGAACUUUUUAGAUUGGUGGGAUAUCUAUCAUCCCAAUCAACGUAAAAAUCUGAUUU
Molecule: messenger RNA, 1297 nt
Organism: Desarmillaria tabescens
Lineage: Eukaryota; Fungi; Basidiomycota; Agaricomycetes; Agaricales; Physalacriaceae
Exons: 6
Coding region: 9-1028 (339 amino acids)
Source: RefSeq, a predicted model, not a curated record